Tetrahymena thermophila SB210 is the source of this 1785-nucleotide messenger RNA. RefSeq names its product WW domain protein. Gene Ontology annotation, cellular component: Prp19 complex; U2-type catalytic step 2 spliceosome; U2-type catalytic step 1 spliceosome. Gene Ontology annotation, molecular function: protein binding; metal ion binding; U6 snRNA binding. The record is from RefSeq and is a predicted model, not a curated record. The transcript is spliced from 2 exons. Lineage: Eukaryota; Ciliophora; Oligohymenophorea; Hymenostomatida; Tetrahymenidae.
AUGGAUUAAAAGGUUUUUCAAGAAUUAAUUAAGCCUUUUGAAUAGCAUUUUAAUGAAGCAUAUAAUAGAUAUUUUUAUUAUAAUCCAAUUACAAGUCAAUCUUUAUGGGAAUUGCCUUCUGAAGUUUUAGAAAAGCUCAAGGUAUUUGAAAAAGUGUAUAAAUAAGAAAAGUAAAAAGAUUCAAAUUCAAAUGAUAUUUCAUCUAAUGAAAGUAAAAAAGAUGAUGUUAAUAAUACAAAAGAAACAUAAUCUGAAUUAAAUGAUUCUAAAUUAUUAGAAAUGGUAAAAGUGUAGAUUUAAAAAGAAAAGCUUAAAAAAAAUGUAGAUGAUUAAGAUGAAGGAUAACAAAAAAAUUUGGAAUCAGAAGGAGAAAAAUAAAAUCGUUCAAGAUCUUAAUCUGACAGCUAGGAAGUUAAUUAUGAAGACAAUUAAGAAGCAGAUGAAAAUAAUUAAUAAAUGAGUGUUUAACAAAACAAUAUAGAAGAUAAUUUAAACACUUUAGACAAAUAUAUACCAAAAGGAAUGCAAUAGUAGAUUUCUAAAAGAGGUGAAAAGGAUAUUUCUAAAAUACUUCUUAGACCAUCAAGAAAAUAAAUUGAGCAGUCUUUGGCAGAUAAAUAUGCUUACAAAGAAGGUGAUCAAGAAUAUAAUAUUUGGUACGGAAAGCAUUUAUCUGAUACUAGAGAUACUGUAAGAGAUCAUAAGACUCCUGCAGAAACUCGUUGUAAUACAGAACUUGAUUCAGGAUACACUAAAGCAGAUCUUACUGAUCGCUACAGUGCCUACUAUUGUCACCACUGGGCAAAGGGCUGCUGCUCUGAAGGCUAAAAUUGCAGAUAUUUUCAUCGUGUUCCAUCUCUUGCUGAAUGCAUGACAAUAGAUAACAGUCGUGAUGUUUUCGGAAGAUAAAGGCAUGACAAGCACAGAGAAGAUAGAGGAGGUGUUGGUUCAUUUAUGCAUGAAACUCGUAGCAUUGAAAUUAAAGAUUUUAAAGCUCCAACUGAGGGUAUUGGUGUAAUAACUUAAAUGUAUGAAAUAUUAUAUCGUCAUUUUAGUGAAUGGGGUGAUAUAGAAGAUAUUAAAUAUCUUCCUAAUUAAGGUAGAGCUAUCAUUAGAUAUGUACACAGAUGUAUGGCUGAAUAUGCUAAAGAAGCUAUGCAACAUUAAGCUUUAGAUGAAGGUGAAGUAAUUAAUAUUAAAUGGUUUUUAGAGCAUCUCGAUACAGAAAAUUAAGAAAAAUAUAAUAAAGAGCAUUACGAGUAGCUCAAAAGGGUAGUUGAAAAAUAAAAGAGAGAUUAAGAAAUAAGAUCAAAAGUUGAAGAAGCUAACCUCAAAAAAUAAUAGCACCUUGCAAAAAGGCAAUAGUAUUUGGCUUAAAAAAAGUUUAAUUAAGAAUAGCAAUUAAUGAAAUAGAAUGUUCAGUUAUUGAAUUAAGUUUUUGCUGAUGACGAUGAUGAUGAUGAAGGAGAUAAAUAUUCUGGUUAUGAAGAUAGCAAAAGUAGAAGCAGAAGUAGAAGUAGAAGCAAAGAUAGAGAGUUGAAAAAAACUAAAGGUAGAGAAGGACAUGAGUAUGAAAUUUAAGAAAAAAGUGGAUAAGAAUAAUAAUAUCCAUUAAUAUCUUAAUACCCACAGUAUGGGCAGUACAGUUAACAAUAGCAACAAGAAUUUGCAUCUUAUUAUUAACAACAGUACUAAAAUCAAUAAAUGUAUUACUAAUAGUAUUAUCAGUAUUCAUAAUAAAAUUAAGAUACUGAAAAACCACUCGAGUUUAGUAAGAAAAAGUGA